This is a messenger RNA of Astyanax mexicanus (Mexican tetra), 5166 nucleotides long. Its product is annotated as LUC7 domain-containing protein. The coding region runs from base 569 to 1849 and encodes 426 amino acids. The transcript has 10 exons. NCBI's taxonomy places the organism in Eukaryota, Metazoa, Chordata, Actinopteri, Characiformes, Acestrorhamphidae. Gene Ontology annotation, molecular function: mRNA binding. Gene Ontology annotation, biological process: mRNA splice site recognition. The record is from RefSeq and is a predicted model, not a curated record. Gene Ontology annotation, cellular component: U2-type prespliceosome; U1 snRNP.
GCGCGGCCGCGCUUCCUGCUGGAGCUCAGCGCGGAAAAUAGCGAUGAGGAGAAAACAGUGGGAGCAGCGGAGCGGCUAAAUAUUCCAGAGUUUUCCCGAUUAUUCCUCAGUAUUCCCGACACAUGGAGCGGUGACCGGGCGCGGGUCCUUAUCAGCGCGGCGGGGGAUUGAUCUGGAGCGCGGGAGCGGGGGGGAGAGACCCGCCGCGGCGCUGAAACAGUGCAUUUCCCGUUAGCUUUAGCGUUAGCUUAGCAUAGCUCUACGUGCUAGCUGGCUAACUGCUUGUUGCUAAGGGCUAGUUAGCUAACUGGCUAAUAAGGAGAGAGAGCUAGUGAGUGGUCGAGAGAGAGGUAAAGAGAGUGCAGGAGAGAGAGAGGGUUAAAAUUAAAGGUUAUUAGUAGCUAACGCAGAGUUAGCUUGGUUAUUUGUCUGUAUAUUUAAGUUACACACACUUAAGGCAAAGGGCCUGCUUGAUAUACACACACACUCACGCGCUCCCACGCUGCAUGUGUCUGGGGGAGUGAAGGAUAAAAACAUUAAACAGAAGCCCUGGAGUAAAGGAGGAAAGAUGUCGGCCCAGGCGCAGAUGAGAGCCAUGCUGGACCAGCUGAUGGGAACCGGCCGCGACGGAGACAGCAUGCGUCAGCGGAUCAAAUUCACUGAUGAGAGAGUGUGUAAAAGUCAUCUCCUGGAGUCCUGCCCUCAUGAUAUCCUGUCAGGCACACGUAUGGACCUGGGGGAGUGUUUAAAGGUUCAUGAUCUCGCUCUGAGGGCAGACUAUGAGAUCGCCUCCAAACACCAGGAAUACUUCUUUGAAUUGGACGCUGCCGAGCACUUACAGUCGUUUAUUGCAGACUGCGACCGAAGAACUGAACUGGCCAAGAAACGACUGGCUGAGACGCAGGAAGAGAUCAGUGCAGAAGUUGCUGCAAAGGCGGAGCGGGUUCACGAGCUGAAUGAGGAGAUCGGGAAGCUGCUGGCUCGAGCUGAGCAGCUGGGUGGAGAGGGGAAUGUGGACGAGGCUCAGCAGGUCCUGGAGAAAGUGGAGAAAACGCGAACCCUCAAAAAAGAGGCAGAGGAUAUAUACCGAAACUCAAUGCCAGCCUCCAGUUUCCAGCAGCAGAAGCUGAGGGUGUGUGAGGUCUGCUCCGCCUACCUCGGUCUCCAUGACAAUGACCGUCGCCUCGCCGACCACUUUGGCGGGAAACUGCAUCUGGGGUUCAUUGAGAUCCGGGAGAAGCUGGACAAGCUGAGGAAAGCAGUGACAGAGAAGCAGGAGCGAAUGCGGACGAAGAGGAGGGAGGAGAGGGACCGGGAGGAGAGGGCGGAGCGAGAGAGGGAGUGGGAGAUUGAAAGAGAGCGGGAACGUGAGCGAGAGAGAGAAAGAGAGAGGGAGCGAGAGAAAGAAAGGGAACGAGAAAGAGAGCGAGACCGGGACCGCAGAAGGUCGAGAUCAAGAAGUGGAGACAGAUACAGGGAUGGAGGGAGCUCCUCUCAUCGCUCUCGGCGGCAUCGCUCGUCUCGCUCUCGGGACCGAGACCGAGAGAGGAAACACAGACACAAAGAGCGGCACCGCUCACGCUCGCACUCACACAGGAGGAAGAAGAAAAGGUCCUCACACACCAGAGAACGGGAGCGUUCCCCGUCGCAGGAGAGGCCGAGGGAGUUUCCGAACGAGGAGAGAUGGAGGGAUGAGGGACGGAGGGACGUGGAGAGAGAGCUGGGCGAGAGGGAGAGGUCGCCGCCGUCGUCCCCGGAGGCGGGAAGACUGAAAGGGAGAGAUAGAUCCGUCUCGCUGGAGAGAGAGAACCGCUCCAGCUCUGAGGAGAGAGAGUCCGGAGAGAUAUAGAAUAGAGAGAAUGAACGAGUGAAAGAGAGAGAGAGCGAGAGCACAGUCACUAUAACUUUACAUGGCUCGCUGUGUCUGUGUUCAUUACUGUGUGUUUAGCUAAUGUGUCACUCACUGGAUGGACUUAAUUUACCAAAAAAGCAAAGAAGUAUACUUUUGCCAUCCUCAUGCCCCGCCUACUAAUGCGUUCUUUUAUAUAGCAACAGUUGCUUGAUAUUACCAUUUCAGAAACAUAGUUUAAAUCACUGAUAACAUCUGCUUAAAAAACUCAUGGGCAGUUUAUAGUUUAAUUUUUUUGGGGACAUGUUUUGGCUGCUGCGCCUGCGCAGAUCUCCACAGCGAGGGGAGGCUUCCCCACCAGCACUAGUACGCUGACUCUCCUCGCUUUCAGGACUUUAUUUUUGAAUGGACGCCAUGGUUAGCAUUGUCUCAUUAAUAUAACAUAAUAUCUCUGUUAUAACAUGCCUUCAUACAAUUAGCUAUACCAUUUCAAACUGGCAGAAACAUAAUUCAUAGAUAUUUAUUAUUUUUAUUAUUUUUGACCUUAAACAAAUUUAAGAUAAAAUAAUAUAUGUAUAAAUUCAAACAAGACUUUAUUACCACCAUUGGUGCUUAUCUUGGAAAAUCAAUUGGUCCAGGUUUAGGGGUCUCAUCCCAAUAAUUAUAAUUACAACUCCCAUAAUUCAUGUUUCACCUUGCCAGGAGAAUGCUCCCCAGUGUUUGACCUUACUCACAAGAUAGCACCUCACAGCCUACAGAUAUGUCCAGAUAGUCCUAAGUUGUUCCCUUAAGAUAACACGUCUUCAUGAUUAUCUGUGUAAACUUUUAAGACUAAUUAAACCAAUAGAAAUGGCCCAAAUUGAAAGGAGUUGGAGUUAAGGCAUAUAAAUGUAAUCUUAUUGAAUGAAAUCCACCUUAAAUUUAAGAAUGUGCAUUUUUUUUUUCUCUUAUCCUCUAAAGUUGCAAUUUUGGAGAUACAAGGCUUUGGAUGACAGAUGAUCCCCCUUUUCCACCUACAAUUAACAGGAUUCUUUACACAAGAAAUCAAAUGAACCAAAGUUUAUAUCAGUUAAAUCACAUUUAGUGCCUGAAGUUUCUUUGUUUAUAUGUAGAGGUGGGUAACAAUCCAGGUCCAGAAAGUAAAAAUCCGUUCCAUGUUUUUGUACCAACUGCCUUGGGGGCUCAGUUGCAGCAGAGCCAGAUCUGGGCUGGUUGGUACAAAAACAUGGGAUGGAUUUUUACUUUCUGGACCUGGAUUAUUACCCACCUCUAGUUUUUAGGUACUUUUUCCUUUUGCACUUGAGCUGUGAGGCUAAUGUUGCUAGCACAUUAUUAAAUAGACUUAAUGCAAUUGAUUGUAUCAGGUUACAUUAGCGUCAAAGCAUCAAGUGGUCUAGAUUUGGAGAAAAGUAUUAUUGGUAAAUGAUCUGAAUUAGAAUUAUUAAUGUUUAGCUUGCUUCCCAUCCAUCCAUCCAUUCAGUGAGUCACAAAUUAGCGAACACACACUGAUUACUGAACUAAAGCCAGACUAAGCCAGUCAAAAGUUUGUGUGUACCUGUGCUCAGGUGUGUGUGUAUGUGUGUUUAGUGAGGGAAUGAUUAAAAAAUAAAUAAAGCAGCAUUGGGUGAAAUGGCGGGUGCCUCAAUAAAACGACGGUUUUCGUCUGAAGUUUAUGCAUCAGAAAUGAAAGAAAACGAACGAAGAACCAACCAAAGGAGUCGGAGACGUCCAGCCCGUUUCGCUUCAUGUUACAGUGAGUUAUUAGAGGAGUAAAACCCCCACGGAGAGGCGGAGCUACCACUGAAGCUGUGUAUUUUCUUUAAAAACAGCAAAAAAAAUUACAAAAAACACAAGUGGUGUAUUUUAUUUUUUCUCGUUUUUGUUAUUAUUGUUAUUGAACAUUGACUGUUGAUCAUCACUGUUGAUGCUUAUGAUGUUUAUGCAGCUGCUGUGAGGCUGGACUCACUGGUUACCGAGCCGAUCGCUUUAUAUUAUUAAGUACCGAAGCUCUUUAGAGGUGACUUUUCUUCACUUGACUGUCUGAGUGCCUCCUUAAAGGAACUGUUAAUUAAUUUCCCCCCUUUAAACCGAUAUGUUUAUUUAUCCGGAUGAUAUAAAUUUUUUUGCGCAAUUAAAUUGUUUGAAAAACUUUAAAGUAAUUCAGAGUAAUUUGGUAUGAAGGGUUAUAGAGAGUUGUAAUAGAGAAAUGUGCAGCUUAUAUUAAUUACCAUCCACUACCAUUAACUACCAGUGAAUCUGUCAACUUAAGGAGCUAAAAAUCGACACUGGCUCUCAACUAUUUAAAUAUGCAUAAUGUAUAUGUUUACCAAAUACACAUUUAUUAAUUACACCAUUAAGUAUUUUGAAAUGUAUGUAUUGAAGUCAGGUAAAGUUUGCUGUUACAAAAAAAAAACAUUUUAAAAUAUCUUAAAGUAGUUUUUUUUUUUCCUCCCCAUCCAUAAAUUCACCUCUGACCUAAAUUCAUAUUUGAUUCAUAAGUUUUGAGUCAAAUAGAUUUGAAUGUACCUAAAUAUCUUAUCUAGUUUUUUUUCUUCAGCAGCUAAUUUUACCUCUUCACAAGUUUAAAACUAAUAUAUACAUAUGAAUUACACCAUAAUAUAUUACAAUAAUUAUAUGUUUAUCAUAAAAAUGCAGAUUGAAGUACUUGGGUCAGCUUUCGAGCGCCAUACUACCACCACCAUGUUUAUAUACAGUGUUACAGAGUGUUAUACUGUAUGUAUUGGUGGUUCUAAAAUUGUGGUGGGUCUGGGGCUUUGCAAAUUCAAAAUUAAUAAAUAAUAAUUCUAAAGUCAUUCCUAAAGUUCAUUUUCCGAUUUUUAAAGAUUCAGAUAUGUUUUUGAGGCCCGUUCACUUUAUAAUCCAAAACUACGCCAUCAGGAUUCGUGCGGUUUUGUGAAUUUUUCAGAUGUUCAGAUGAAAUUUCCCCUCGUUCGCUUGUUAACCAUCUGGCUCCAGUUUCAUAGAGUGACACCCAGUUUUGUUUUGUUUUUUCAUUAAAAAAAAAACGAAAAAACUUGAGUUUAUGAAUUCAUGCUAUGUACACAAAACCUCCAGCAGCAGUUUACUGUGAAUGCAAGCAUUGUUUUCUGCAGAAACGACAUCACUUCCUUCCAGGCGUAUUUGUACAUUUGGUUACAUCGCAGUGCCGGCUGUUUCUCUUCUUACCAUGUUGUGUGCAGAACUUUUUUCUCUCUUUUUUUUUCCUGUUUUACUUUUAAUUUGCUGUGUUAUAAAGAUAUCUGAUCUGAAAUCUGAUCCUUCCUGCUAUAAAAUUUAAUAAAUCAAAAUUCCAAGUU